UCAAAUCUCAAGAAGAAGGUCUUGCGCACAGACAAGUGAUGGCUACCAUCUCUUUCUUUGCUUCACUUUUCCUUUCAACUUUCUUGCUUCAUUUCUGCUUCUACUAUGGGGUGGGUGCUGCUGAUCCGGCUAUCAGCACCAAUGGGGAAGCAUUCGAAAUAGUUGGUGGCGGUGGUAGCAAUUAUCCUAAAAAUAAAAACUGUCAUCCUCCUCCCCCUCCUGAACCUAAAUGCCCCCCAAAACCACCCCCUCCAUCGCCUCCGCCUCCACCUCCGCCUCCUCCUCCGCCUCCUCCGCCUCCUCCUCCUCCGCCUCCGCCUCCCCCACCUAAACCUAAAUGCCCCCCACCACUGCCACCGCCUCCCCCUCCUGAACCUGAAUGCCCCCCAAAACCACCCCCUCCAUCGCCACCUCCACCUCCACCUCCACCGCCUCCGCCUCCCCCACCUAAACCUAAGUGCCCCGCACCACUGCCUCCGCCUCCACCCCCACCAAUUGGUAUUAGCCAUCGAGUUCUAAAAGUCUACCCCGUAGUUCAUGCUUUCAAAGCAAGAAUCACACACGACCCAAAAGGCAUUUUGAACUCAUGGGAUCCCAAAGAUAAAAACGUAUGCAAUUACAAGGGCUUCUCCUGCGCCAAGUAUCCGACCGACAAAAAAACAACAGUUUCUGGAGUAGACUUCAACGGCUAUCAGUUUGCUGGUAAGGACGGCCAGCUCCCACUCUCUGGGUUCGUGGAAAAGUUGGAAGACAUAACCGUGUUCCACGCGAACUCCAACAACUUCACUGGCGGCAUCCCCUGGGAGAUCUCCAAGCUUCGAUACUUCUUCGAGCUAGAUCUUAGCAACAACAACUUACAUGGCCAGUUCCCAAUGGAAGUUCUUGGGGCCACAAACCUGACCUUCUUGGACCUCCGGUUUAACCAUUUGUACGGCACGGUUCCACCCCAAGUGUUCUUGCUAGACGUGGACGUAAUCUUCAUCAACAACAACAAGUUUGAGCAAAGGCUACCUGAUAAUCUUGGCUCUACGCCAGCCCUUUAUCUCACAUUUGCAAACAACAAUUUCACUGGGCCAAUCCCAGCAAGCAUUGGCCAAGCUAACAAAACCCUCCUCGAGGUGCUCUUCUUAAACAACAAGCUCACAGGAUGCUUGCCAUUUCAGAUUGGCUUCUUGGAAGCGGCCACUGUUUUUGAUGCGAGCAUCAAUUGCUUGACGGGUCCAAUACCCCCCUCAUUUCAGUGCCUUUUUAAAAUAGAGGUGCUUAACCUGGCUCGGAACCAGUUAUAUGGGUUUGUCCCGGAGGCAAUCUGCAAGCUGCCGAACCUGGGUAUCUUCAACUUAUCAGACAACUACUUCACCCAGGUUGGCCCUGAAUGCCGGAAGCUGAUCAACAAAAAGGUUCUUGAUGUAGAAAAGAAUUGCAUCAUAGACCUCCCAAAUCAGAGAUCGAAAGCUGUAUGUGCUGCAUUUUACUCUAAGGCCAAGUACCACCGGUGCCCCAACGAGCAGUCCCUAAAUAACAUUCCUUGUGAGAAGAAGUAUCACUCAGCUGCUCUUGGUUCGUCCUAUCAUCGACCAACGGUUCCAGCCCCUUCACCACUUUCCUAUGGCGCCCUUAAACCGCAUAGGCUCUGAUUUUCAUGCAAUUAACGAUGGUUCAUGGCUCAUGGGUGGGCCUUUUGUAAUAUAUAAUAUAUAUCUACAUAUUUCUGUUGCAUGCAUGUCUUUAUAUUGAAUAAGCCAUAAAUAAGGAAUGUGUUCUGAUUUGGCAUC
Messenger RNA from Alnus glutinosa, 1775 nucleotides. RefSeq lists its product as uncharacterized. The coding region runs from base 39 to 1637 and encodes 532 amino acids. Gene Ontology annotation, molecular function: protein binding. The transcript has a single exon. The record is from RefSeq and is a predicted model, not a curated record. Lineage: Eukaryota; Viridiplantae; Streptophyta; Magnoliopsida; Fagales; Betulaceae.